This is a messenger RNA of Heterostelium album PN500, 930 nucleotides long. RefSeq names its product vacuolar sorting protein 9 domain-containing protein. The record is from RefSeq and is a predicted model, not a curated record. Lineage: Eukaryota; Evosea; Eumycetozoa; Acytosteliales; Acytosteliaceae. The coding region runs from base 1 to 930 and encodes 309 amino acids. The transcript has 3 exons.
AUGUAUAUAAAUCUUCGAUUGGCUAUCAAAUCGUGCAGGAAAUCAACAGUCGUCUGGCGCUGCGUCGUUCCACCGACAAGAAGCGCAACGGAUUCGACAUUGCCCUGGAGUAUCAGAAGCGACUGCUCAGUCACUCGCCCUCCAUCCCGGUGGCCGACACCGCCAACAACAUCUCCUCCUCCUCCAACAACCCCUCCAAUCACAGCAGCAUCUCACGAUCGCUCUCAUUCGACAGUUCCGAUUCCUCAUCGGUUUCGUCGUCGUCGUCCUCUCCACCUGCCACACUCAUCGACCUCGACCACCUCGACGACAACACCAACCCAAACAGUGGCGGAAGACAACAACAGAAACGAGCUACUAAACUCAUCUGCAAGAUCUAUAUACAACUAUAUAAACUACGAAAGGAAAUUGAAUAAUAUCAAUCAAGAUAUGUUUUUAAGUGCUGAUGAUUUUUUACCUGUAAGUUCAAAUUGUUGCUUUAUUUAUAUUUAUGUAGUUGUAAAUUCGGGAGUGAAAGAUUUAGAGUUUAUCAAUCAAUAUCUUUGGCAACUUUGUGAUCCAGAUCGAUUGGGAGGUGAAGGUGGAUAUUAUUUGACGGUUUUCAGUUCGACUUUGAGUUUGCUACGAUCGUUGAACAUGGAGAAUAUCGAGAGAGCAACUAUGAUCGACGAUUUAAUUCUGCCUAUAAAGUCAUUGUCUGGUGGUGGUUUUUCUUCUUCAUCUUCGUCACCUCCAUCAUCACCAUCUUCUUCAUCUUCUUCACCUUCGCCUCUAAACUCAUCGACCUCUAAUGGCUGGAACAGUGCAUCGAUUUCCAGAAGAGAAAGAGCACAAAGUCUAAGUCUUGGUGGUAAAUCAAAUUCACUAACUUCUUUUCCAACUUCACCAUCAUCAUCAUCAACAACAUCAACUUCAACAACCAACCAAUAA